Molecule: messenger RNA, 231 nt
Organism: Ilex paraguariensis (yerba mate)
Lineage: Eukaryota; Viridiplantae; Streptophyta; Magnoliopsida; Aquifoliales; Aquifoliaceae
Source: the annotation of a GenBank genome assembly
AUGGCAACGGAAUCUGAUAUUCAAGAUUCCACAAAGGUGCAUGACAAACUUCAAGGAGCUGAUGUCAAUACCGAUAUUGGAAUUCAGAUUACCAAGCAAGAUUGUACAGCAAACAACUUUGCAGUCUAUGCUGAAGAAGAAACAAAAGAAUGUGGCUCUUGUGAGAAGGAAAAAGAACCUGAUGAAGAGGUAUAUAUGACAUAUCUGUCUUCUUGCUACUUGGUGCAUUAA